Molecule: messenger RNA, 381 nt
Organism: Vanderwaltozyma polyspora DSM 70294
Lineage: Eukaryota; Fungi; Ascomycota; Saccharomycetes; Saccharomycetales; Saccharomycetaceae
Product: Tkp3 protein
Exons: 1
Source: RefSeq, a predicted model, not a curated record
UCAAAAUUUUGUCCCAAAUUUAUUGGCCAUUGUUCACCUAAGGCAGGAUCCAUAAAUCAAUCCAUCACUGACCCGAAGAUAGGAUGGUUACAAGAACAACAUAAAUGCUACAUAAAACCAAAUUCCAAUCUUUGUAAUCCACAUUUGUUAGUCCAAUCACAUGAAGAUGGGUUAUACCGGUUAACAAUAGUUGUGUCAACAGAGGGAUAUGGAGAAGUGCUAGAAGAAAUUGAUAUUAAUCAUAACGUUAUUUAUUUAGGAGUUGCGGAUUAUUUUUCAAGAUCAUUACAGAAGUCACAUCGUAAUUAUACGGUAUCUGGUUUAGAAUUACAAGCAAUUACAGGUGCUCUGCGGUAUGUCAGAUAUAUUCUAUAUGAAUGA